This is a messenger RNA of Dothidotthia symphoricarpi CBS 119687, 2376 nucleotides long. RefSeq lists its product as uncharacterized. Gene Ontology annotation, molecular function: translation elongation factor activity; ribosome binding; RNA binding. The record is from RefSeq and is a predicted model, not a curated record. Bases 1 to 2124 code for a protein of 707 amino acids. NCBI's taxonomy places the organism in Eukaryota, Fungi, Ascomycota, Dothideomycetes, Pleosporales, Dothidotthiaceae. Gene Ontology annotation, biological process: positive regulation of translational elongation. The transcript is spliced from 4 exons.
AUGAUAGUGCAGGACGGAGCCGCUGCUCCAAUUGCGGCCCUCCACGACGGUUUCAAUCGACCCACUCGCAAUAGUGAGUUCGGUCCAGCUGCAGGUUGGCCUGGGAAGCUCCCUACAGCUCGUCCGAAGUUGAUUACUGGUGGUUGCGACGCGACUUGGGAAGCCAUUGCCCGGCCAACAGCCGUGCGAAUGCCUGACGGCGCGUCACAGGAUACCUCGGUUCCGAUCCCCUUCAGUGUCUUCCCGUCUGCGUAUCGGAGCGCAGGCACUCAGGAAUCCACUCAAGAGUCGCAUAGACUGAGGGCAGAAGGUGAAGCUCGUCAUCCCCAACGAGCUUCACACGGACAGGAGGAGCACGAGGAGAUCCACGAGUCUUUCACUGCUACUGUCCACCGCCCCCAGCACCACGACACCCAAGUAAAAGAAGAGGUUCACGUCCACGAAGAGGAGCAUCAUCAUCGUCCCCAGCACCGUGAAGAGGUUCACAUUCACGAGCAAACCCGCUACAUCAAGCCCGAGCAGCGCCAAGUUCACCAGACUCAGCAGACGCAACAGACUCACCAAACUCACCAAACUCACCAGACUGAGCACUUCGAGCAGAUUCCGCAGACCCAGCACACUGAGAAGAUCCAGCAGACUCACCAGUUUGUGCCAAUUCCAUCGACCCAACAGGCCCAGGCACCGCAGUCUCCCCAGUUUGAGCAAAAGUCGCACCAGUUUGAGCAGAAAUCUCACCAGUUCGAGCGAAUUCCGCAGAUUCCGCAGAAUCAUCAGAAGGAACAGACCCACCAGACUCACGGGCGCUUGGAAUUCCAGUCCAGGGAUCGCCUCCAACCCCAACCUUCUCACUCCCACAUCGAGGUUAAGAGUAGAUCAUUCGACGGUCACUUCGAUUCUGUUCACGGCCCUGCCUCAGACAAUCAACCAUCUCAGAUCGAUCUCACUGAGAGUCAGUUUCGCAAACACACUCGUCCCAUCGUCGCCGAAGCAAGUCACACCAACUUCUCGUCGCACGCCCCCCAACGUCAACAACAAACCUCCGGUUACUCCAAGGAGACCUUCACUGCCAAUCACACCAACACCCCCUACGAAAGGAAGCACGUUGACUCAGUCGAUCGUCGCUACCCCACCCAGGGAUCGGUUCGAGUAGAAGAAUCUGCUCGUGCCAGUGUUGACACCCCCAAGAAGUUUAAGCGUGAUAUGGGAUAUUACGACCACGAAGGACAGUAUCACUCUCUUCGCUCCGGUAUCAAGCACGCAGCCCACAAGGUCGGUGAACGUAUCGUCCACCCCAUCCACCCUCAACGCCACGAACACUCUCACGCACACUCUUCGUCUGCUGCCAAGUACGACGACAUCCGCGAGGAAGUAACCGUCAAGGAAUCUCAUUCCGCCCGUGCUCCUGCCCCUGCUCCCGCACGCUCUCACGUCUCAGCUCACACUCACGUGUCUGCUCCUACCCACGUCUCCGCUCGCACCCACGUGUCAGCUGCCGCUCCUCUUCCCGCUCGACCUAUCCAGUUCAGCGCUCCCGUCUCCUCUCGUCCCGUUCAGGCAAGCGCUCCCGUAGCUUCUCGCCCCGUCCAAUCCGCCGCUCCUACUAAGAGCGUCGUUCGUAUCAACACUUCUUCCGCUCACAUCCCGUCUUCUCCCGCAACAGCCGCCAAGAUGACUUCCGCCAACACCAUCACCAUCCCUUGCCACCACAUCCGCAUUGGCGAUCUCCUGAUCCUCCAGGGCCGCCCUUGCCAGGUCAUCCGCAUCACCACCUCCUCCCAGACCGGUCAGCACCGUUACCUCGGUGUUGAUCUCUUCACCAAGCAGCUCCAUGAGGAGUCCAGCUUCAUCUCCAACCCGGCUCCUUCGGUUGUUGUCCAGAACAUGCUCGGCCCUGUCUUCAAGCAGUACCGCGUUCUUGACAUCCGUGAAGACGGUCGCGUUGUUGCCAUGACCGAGUCUGGUGACGUCAAGCAGGGUCUUCCCAUCCUUGACCAGAGCGGUCUCUCCACCCGUCUUGCUGAGUCCUUCGACAGCGGCCGUGGAAGCGUUCGCAUCCUUGUCAUCGCUGACGAUGGUCUUGAGAUGGCUGUCGACUACAAGGUUGUCCACGGCUCCAGGUUGUAGAUGUUUCCCGUCAAUGAUUUCACUCAAAUGACCUGCAUGUGCUACUAGACAUCGGGGAGUUUUUGUCAUGAAUGUCACUUUUUCUCGUCUGUGUUCAUAACUUUUUGCUUAAUUGCUUGGCUACGAUCUCUGCCUCGUCAUCUUGCACCCAGUUCGGCAUAUGUCGAUUCAGGGUCAAUGGUGAUUGGUAGUGGUCUUUGUUUAGGCGAUGGGAUACUCAAGGCUACAUAUGUGGAUAGUUAAUGAAUUGCG